AUUCAUUAUCAUUACAACAUCACGCGUAACUAUAUUACGAUUUAGUUCAAGAACCCUUGUGCUUCGUCGAUAUGGAGGUGGCUUCUCUCCUCCAACCAUCGACCACCAAUGGCACAAACGUCAAACCAAGCACAAUGGAGACCCCCAUGGAUAUCGAGAUGGACCUUGAUCUAGGACCUUUACCAGAACCAGAGCAUGUUGAAAUAAAUCAAGUUCCAUUAGCCACGGCGGACGAAGCCGCUGCGAGCUCUCACCUCAACGAAGAACCUCAGUUUGAAAAGGUUCAUAUUCGGGGAGUUGAUGAGCUUACUACAGAGGAUCUGAAGCGGUACGCAAGUGAGCACUUUGCAGCAGAGGAACUCACCCGGAUAGAAUGGAUCGACGACACCUCUGCGAAUCUUGUGUAUAGCUCUGUCGACGUCGGUCUGCAAGCGCUGGCUACAUUUUCACAACAAAACCCGGAGGAAGACACGUCGCGAUUACCUCCACUGCGACUCCGGACGGCGAAAUCCCUAUCUACGCAUCCAGAGUCAGUCCUGCAAGUACGAACAGCGGUGAAGACAGAUCGAAAGAAGCAACGAGCCCAUGAAUCGAGCCGUUUCUACCUUAUGCAUCCAGAGCAUGAUCCCCGAGAGCGAAUGAUGAGAGAGUUUGCAGACAGGCGGCGUAACGGCCGGAGAGACGAUAAUGACAGCGAUUACUCAAGAAGACGAUUCGAUGACAGGGAGCUUAGACGAAGACGGGGUCGCGACAAGGAAGAAAAUUUCAACGAGAGUAUGUACGAUGACGACGCUGCGCGGAGUAGAGCAAGGAGCAGCUCAAACGAAGGCAGGCUAAAUGGAGAUGGAGGGGAAGAGAGAUGGAGCCGUAAUAGGCGCGAUGUUAUUGAGCUCUUCCCCGACGACAACCCUGGCUCGUUAGGUCGACUUCGGGGUCGUAGCGCUUCUCCGCUUAGAAUGGAAUUUGAUCAAGGAGACCCUACGAUGGAUAGCCGGGAACGGACCCGUAAAUCUUUUAGAAGCCGUUCUCCGAGGAACAGCCGAAACAGAGAUCUAAUAUAUGGGGCCGACGAAUAUGCCACUAGCAAUGACAGCUCUGAGCGCCGGGAGUUAUUCCCAAACAAAACAACAUCCAGUUACCUCAAAAGGGAGCUUUUCUCCAAAAAAGUCACUUCAAGCAACCACCGCCGCUCCGAUGCGUUCGAUGCUGCCGACGAAACUGCAGAUCUAUUUUCUAAACGAAUACCGGUUCCCUUGAUGGAUGGAACCAGUGGUGGCGAGAUAUCCGGCAGAUCAACAGGCCAGGUUGAAUUAUUCCCAGAUAAAAGUGACAAAAAUGGAAUCAGCAUCCGUGGUGGUGCUGCCUCGGAGGAUAAGGGAAUCUCUAUUCGUGGCACUUCUCAGGGAAUAUCUAUCAAAGGUGCUGCCUCCGUUAGAGAGUUAUUUCCCUCCAAAUAUAAUAGUAACGAGGGGAAAGAACUGUUUUCGGACAAGCUUCAGGGUCGAGGGGGUAGGCGCAGGAAAGCGGAGGAUAUGUUCUCUUAAAAAGGAAAUUGGCACUCUGACCUUUUUAUUUUCCUCCCGUUUUGCGAUGAUCUGAUGAUAAGGCCCAAGACAAUUUGGAUAACGGUAUUUCACCGUUUUAUAGAGAGAAGGUAUUUUAUUAUUGUAUUUUGGACCUGGCAUUAUUUUUUUCUUGUUUUAUGAGUUCAUUCGCAGACUGGUAUAUGACCUUGGCAGCAGUGUAACCCGCCGAAACUCUUGGGCAUUUUGAAUUCCGGGAUUAAAUUACAUGUUGAAAAUCCAAGUGACUCCAUUAGUCUCCUACCUAAUAG
Histoplasma capsulatum G186AR is the source of this 1834-nucleotide messenger RNA. RefSeq lists its product as uncharacterized. Lineage: Eukaryota; Fungi; Ascomycota; Eurotiomycetes; Onygenales; Ajellomycetaceae. Gene Ontology annotation, cellular component: nucleus; cytosol. The transcript is spliced from 2 exons. The record is from RefSeq and is a predicted model, not a curated record. Bases 72 to 1544 code for a protein of 490 amino acids. Gene Ontology annotation, molecular function: mRNA binding; RNA 7-methylguanosine cap binding.